CGUACGUGUCAUGGCGGCGGCCUCCGUAGGUGUCAUGGCGGCCGCCUCUGUAGGUGUCAUGGCGGCCGCCUCUGUAGGUGUCAUGGCGGCCGCCAUGCGCGUGUAGAUGCUAUGGCGGCUGCCUCUGUACGUGUCAUGGCGGCUGCCUGUGGCUCGGAGGUGUCAUGGCGGCCGCCGGAAGCGGAAGUGUGCGUCACAGGCUGCGCCCUCUUCCACGUGGCUAUGGUGGGACCCGCAGGAUGCCGGUGCGGGGCUGGCGACGGCUGUUCACCGGGCGGCUGUUGCUGCUGACCAACACGGCGAGCUGCGGAGCCAUGCUGGCCACCGGCGACCUGCUGCAGCAGGCCUGGCACUGCCGGCGGCACCCGGGCACCGACCUGCAGCCGGCACGCACAGGGCGGAUGUUCGCCGUGGGCUGCAGCAUGGGCCCCCUCGUGCAUUACUGGUACCUGUGGCUCGAUGCUGCCUUCCCAGCACGGGGCAUGAGGGGGCUCAGGACCAUCCUCAAGAAGGUCCUCGUGGACCAGGUGGUGGCAUCGCCUGCCCUGGGCGCCUGGUACUUCCUGGGCAUGGGUGCACUGGAGGGGCAGGAUCCGCAGGAGAGCUGGGGGGAGCUCAAGGACAAAUUCUGGGAGUUCUACAAGGCUGACUGGUGCAUCUGGCCCUGGGCUCAGCUCAUCAACUUCCUCUUCCUGCCCCCCAAGUACCGGGUGGUUUACGUCAAUGUGAUCACGCUGGGCUGGGACACGUACCUGUCCUACCUCAAACACAGGCCCGGCACCCCCCCGAGCACAGACUAGCACAGGGUCAGGAUGUGAAGGAGCUGCUCUCAACCCCAUGGUGUUUCCUGGAGACCAUCAGCACCACCUCAGUUCUUGCUGCUUAACCCAUCUAUUGGCUGCAGCACUGGGUUGGGGCUGUGUUCGGAACCCAUCGAUGCUCCUGGGUAGGCUUUAAAGGGAUUUCUCUCUGUCUCCAUCCACAGAGCCCCUGGUGUGGGGAGGAGCUGCCCCUUCCUGGUCCCUUGCUCCACUCCUUGUUGUGGCUGCUUGGCAAAGGGACAGUGCCCCUUUGGUCCCUCAGCCCUGCUCCUGCUGUGUCCUCAAAGCAGGAAUCUCAGCUCCUCCUGCAUCCUCCCCUCUCCCAGCCCCAUGUGUGGGCUCCUGCAGCCACCCGGUGCCUAUAAAUAACAGUGGUGUGAGCGCAGCCGCCUGCUCACCCCAUAGCAGAACCCAUGCGGAGGCAGUGGGUGCUUCUAAGGCAAUGGUUGGGCAGGGUCUGGCCCCUCACCGGGAUCUCCCCUUGUUUCCAAUGGGAACUGCAGGGAUGCUGACGCUCCUAAAGCUUAACCCAGUGCCUUGGAGCUCUGUCUUCAUCCCCCCUGCACAGGAGCCAUUGGGAGGAUGCUCACCAAGAACCACAUCAGUUUGUGCUCCUCUUCGGAGACGACCCAGUGACCCCCAGAGGCGAGUGAUCAGCAGUGAUUUAUUCACACCAGCUCUGGAAUACAGUGACUUUUAGGAAA
This is a messenger RNA of Melopsittacus undulatus (budgerigar), 1525 nucleotides long. It is a transcript of the gene MPV17L2, whose product is annotated as MPV17 mitochondrial inner membrane protein like 2. NCBI's taxonomy places the organism in Eukaryota, Metazoa, Chordata, Aves, Psittaciformes, Psittaculidae. Gene Ontology annotation, biological process: mitochondrial ribosome assembly; cellular response to reactive oxygen species. The transcript has 6 exons. Bases 165 to 800 code for a protein of 211 amino acids. The record is from RefSeq and is a predicted model, not a curated record. Gene Ontology annotation, cellular component: membrane; cytoplasm; mitochondrion.